CCCUGGGUCGCGAGCUUGGCCUGCCCUGCGCCGCGAUGUCCGGAGGGUCAGCCAGGAGCCUAGCGAAGGGAAGCGCGCCCCCGGGGCCGGUCCCCCAGGGCCUGAUCCGCGUCUACAGCAUGAGGUUCUGCCCGUUCGCCCAGAGGACGCUCCUGGUCCUGAAGGCCAAGGGAAUUGGGCAUGAAAUCAUCAACAUCAACCUGAAAAAUAAGCCUGAGUGGUUCUUUACGAAGAAUCCCUUUGGUCUGGUGCCAGUUCUGGAAAACAGUCAGGGUCAACUGAUCUAUGAAUCUGCUAUUACUUGUGAGUACCUGGAUGAAGCAUAUCCAGGGAAGAAGCUGUUGCCAGAUGACCCCUAUGAGAAAGCUUGCCAAAAGAUGGUCUUUGAGUUAUUUUCUAAGGUGUGGAACUUACAGAGAGAAUGUAUUAUCUUCAUUAGAAGACAAAAUAACGAAGACGGCUCUGGCCUAAAAGAAGAAUUGCGUAAAGAAUUCAGCAAGUUAGAGGAGGUUCUGACCAAUAAGAAGACAACCUUCUUUGGUGGCAAUUCUCUUUCUAUGAUUGAUUACCUCAUCUGGCCCUGGUUUGAACGGCUCGAAGUUCUGGAGUUAAAUGAGUGUGUAGAUCACACUCCAAAACUUAAGCUCUGGAUGGCAGCCAUGAGGGAAGAUCCUGCAGUGUCCUCCCUCCUCAUUGAGGCGAAGGCCUUUCGAGGUUUCUUAGAUCUCUACUUGCAGAACAGCCCUGAGGCCUGUGAUUAUGGGCUCUGAUGGGGGCAGGAGUCAGCCAUGAAGAGAUGUCUGAUAUUUUCCUUCACGAAUAUGAGGAAAACAUGCUUUCAUUUUACCAAAUGCUCUCAUGUCUCAUUGGAUCACCUUCUCUGAUUUGACAUCGUGGCUUAAGGCCCUUAAGGCCUUCCUACAGAAAUGUAAGCUCACAUGCUUCUAAGGGUUUUAUCAUAGUUUCUGCUGAAAAUCUCUAAAUCAUCAUCUCUGGUGAGAACUGGACUUCAAUCUAGAUUUCUUCCUGCCCAUAGGACAUUUCCACUUGGAUACUCUGUUGUUUCUACAGCUGCCUUCUCAAGUUUUCAAUUCCUCAUUCUUUUCUUUCCAUCAACUUAAUUUCACUACCUUUUUUAUUCCCAUUGUCACCACUUAAGACCAGACUAAUAACACCUCAAAGUUAGGUGACUAAGUGUCCUCCUAUUUGGUUUCCCCGUCUUCAAUCUCAAUGCCCUUCAAAUUCUUCGUACCAACUCCCAUGCUGGGCACAUGGCAGGUAUCCCAUAAAUGUAACUAAAUACUGUGAAGGGGCGCCUGGGUGGCUCAGUCAGUUAAGCUUCUGACUUCAGCUCAAGUCACUAUCUCAGGAGUUCAAGCCCUGCGUUGGGCUCUGUGCUGACAGCUCAGAGCCUGGAGCCUGCUUUGGAUUCUGUGUCUCCUUCUCUCUCUGCCCUACCCCCUUCCAAAGAUAAACAUUAAAAAAAAAAUUUUUUUUUAAAUAAUGUGGAGACCACAUCUAUCAAUUCCGAUGUAAGUCUGGAUGAGUAAUUCAGAAAUAUUAAUGCUAUCUUCCAUAGCCCACCGAGCUUCUAUUUAAUUUUUAUCAUCACAUUACUUCCAUUAGAAGAAAGUAGGUCAGGGGCACCUGGGUGCCUCUGUUGGUUAAGGGUCCAACUU
Molecule: messenger RNA, 1679 nt
Organism: Puma concolor (puma)
Lineage: Eukaryota; Metazoa; Chordata; Mammalia; Carnivora; Felidae
Source: RefSeq, a predicted model, not a curated record